AUGUUCUCCCUCAGAGCCCUGGCCCUGCUGACCGUCGCUCCCGCCGCCGCGGGCGAGGGCGUGCACAACCUGACCAUCUGCAACGGGUACGCGGAGAACCGACCCCUGAGCGUCUACACCGUCAACAGCAGGGCAAAGCUGACCGAGGAGCCCAUGCGCUACAAGCAGUGCAAGGCCAUCGCGAUGGAGCUGCAGGAGGGGGAGCGCCUGGACUUCAAGAUGGGGGGCCUCAGCGUGGGCGUCUUCCACGCCACGCACCUGCCAUUCGUCGCCUCGACGCUGGUGCUCGUCCCCUUCAAGAAGGGCAACCACUCCAUGGCCGCCACUUUCGCCUCCCACACCUUCGGGCCGGCCAGCGGCGACCGCGCGCAGGUCGCCGUCAUCGACGCCUACGCCGGGGACCAGCAGGGCGCGAUGAGGAUCCGCGUCGCCGGCAGGCAGGGCCAGCGCCUGGGCGCGGCGGAGCUCCGCCCAGGCUCCGCGGUGGCCCUGGACGAGAACACCUACGAGGUGAGCCUCACGAGCGAAGCCGAGCAGAGCACCCGGUCGGUGCCGCUGCGCGCCGCGGGCGGCAGCAGCCACGUGGUGCUCCGCGUCGGGUCCGAGGAGUUCUCCCAGGAGCUGCUCGUAAAGCCGGUGGGCUGGGCCGGGCCCGACGACCUGCAGGCGGCGGAGGACGAGCAGCGGCGCGAGAGCGGCGCGCUCCGCGCGGGCCUCGGCGGCGUCGCCGCCGCGGCGGCGGCGGCCGUCCUCUCCGCGUGA
Molecule: messenger RNA, 762 nt
Organism: Prorocentrum cordatum
Lineage: Eukaryota; Dinophyceae; Prorocentrales; Prorocentraceae
Source: the annotation of a GenBank genome assembly